AUGGCACCGUCUGCUCAAAGAACUAUGGUGAACCCUCCGGAAGUUAAAGACGAUGGAUCGGCCCCGAAACCGCUGACAGGAGAGGAAGUGGUCAUCAGCGGCAUGUCUGGUAUCUUUCCGAAAUCCGAUAGCGUUUUGGAAUUUAAGAAUAACCUUUUCAAUAAGGUGGACAUGGUAACACAAGAGGACUCUCGUUGGGUCUUCAACCACCCUGAAAUUCCGAAGCACCUGGGCAAGGUCAAAGGCAUGGGCAAGUUCGACGCCCAAUUCUUCAGGGUCCACUAUAAGCAGGCCUGCACAAUGGAACCUAUGAGUAGAAAACUAUUGGAGCACGCGUACAGCGCUAUAUAUGACGCCGGUAUCAACCCUGUUCAACUUUAUGGUAAAAAAGUCGGAGUUUUCAUCGGAGCCGCGUUCUCUGAAUCGGAGAAGAUGAUUAUCUAUGAAAACAUUCAACGAAAUGGCUUCGGUAUAACUGGAGGCAACAAAGCUAUGUAUGCGAACCGAAUCUCCUACUGGAUUGAUGGGAAGGGCCCAUCUUAUGCCCUGGAUGCGGCUUGCGCCAGCUCUAUGUCGUGCUUAGAGCACGCCUAUAGAUGCAUGAGCACGGGUCAAUGCGAGGCAGCUAUUGUGGGUGGAUGUAACCUCUGCGCUCAUCCGAAUGUUACUUUGAAUUGUAAGAGGGCUGGUUUUCUUUGUCUGGAUGGUAAAACAAAAUGCUUCGAUAAGAACGGAGACGGCUAUGUUAGAUCUGAUGCAGUCAGCGUCCUAUUCUUGCAAAAGUCCAAGAAUGCUAAGAGGAUCUACUCAGAAGUAUAUUACGCGAAAACUAACUACGGUACAAACGUAAAUGCUGAUGAAUUUCUACCAAUCCGUGAACCGAAGGAGAUACAGGAAUUCCUUGAAGCGUUCUACUCUGAAAUCGACGUUUGUCCUAAAGACGUGGAGUACAUUGAAGCGUCUGGUGCUGCCAUUGCUGAAGCCGACGGUAAAGAACUUGAGGCAAUCGGUAAAGUGUUCGCUAAUGAUAAAACUAUCAAAGUGGGAUGUGUCAAGUCAAACAUGGGGUCAAGUGAAGCGGCCUCUGGAGUUUGUGCUGUUACUAAGGUCUGUCUAGCAUACCACGAGGGAAAACUCCCAGCUAAUUUACAUUACUCCGAACCACAAGAUCAAAUUGAUUCCGUGCGCGACGGGAGAGUCCAGGUUUUAACUGACAAUUCUCCUUUCAAAAGAGGCUUUUCCGCUUUGAACAUGUUCUCUUUUGGUGGAGUCAAUUUGCAUGUCUUAUUAAAGGGACACUUCAAACCUAAGGACCUACAACGCUACAAAAGCAGCAUACCUCAUUUAGUGCUAGCAUCCGGUAGACAGAAUAACUGCGUAGAGAAGAUUUUCGAAUCACUAAAGAAUAGACCCGUUGAUGCCGAGCAAAUUGCACUGAUACACGACAUCCAUGAUUACGAGAUAGCUGGACAUAUGUGCAGAGGAUACAUACUACUUGAAAACAAUGAGAACAAUGAAACGGUCUGCCUCAGUGAAAGCAUAGAGUACUGCCCAGGUAUUACUCGUCCGGUGUGGUUCGUCUACAGUGGAAUGGGAAGCCAAUGGGCUGGUAUGGGAGCUGAAUUAAUGAGGAUUCCUGUAUUUGCUGCUGCUAUUGAAAAAUGCCACAAAGUUCUCGCGCCCAAGGGUAUUGAUAUCGUCCGUAUCCUGUGUGAACCAGAUAAAACUAUCUUUGACAACAUUCUCCAUUCAUUUGUUGGAAUUGCCGCGGUCCAGAUCGGACUUACCGAUGUCUUAAGAGAAAUAGGAAUAGUUCCUGAUCACAUCAUUGGUCACAGUGUGGGAGAAUUAGGAUGUGCUUACGCUGACGGUUGCUUCACUGCAGAAGAGAUGAUUUUAUCAGCGUAUAGCCGUGGUCUGGUUUCUGUGCAAACACCAUUCAUUCGUGGGUCCAUGGCCGCCGUUGGACUGGGAUAUAAGAAUAUCCUACCACUCUGUCCGCCUGAAAUCGAAGUGGCUUGCCACAAUAGUUCGGAUUCUUCAACAAUAUCAGGACCCGCUGAACCAAUGAAGAAGUUCAUCUCUGAGCUCACCAGUAAAGGGAUAUUUGCCAAAGAAGUUCCCUGCUCUAACAUCUCGUUUCAUUCGAGAUACAUAGCUGAUGGCGGUCCUGGCCUUUUAAAAUACUUGAGUGAUGUCAUCAAAGACCCGAAGCCACGGAGUGAAAAGUGGGUAUCUACAUCUGUACCACAAGAAAACUGGGAUGAUCCUAAAGCGAAGUUCUCGUCAGCCGAGUAUCACACUAAUAAUUUAUUGAACCCAGUACUAUUCGAAGAAACUUCAAAGCUAAUACCAUCAGAUGCAUUGGUCAUUGAGAUUGCACCUCACGGAUUAUUACAAGCGAUCCUUAAGAGGUCUAUGCCGGAAUGUCAACAUCUUCCCCUGACCAGACGAGGACAUGUUGAUCCCGUAAAAUUUUUACUGGAAGGAAUUGGAAAAUUAUACGAAUUGGGAUUAAACCCAAAAAUCAGUGCUCUAUAUCCAAAAAUCGAGUAUCCUGUGUCUACUGAGACUCCUCUACUGUCGCACCUGGUUGAAUGGGAACAUAGCGAAACUUGGCCUCAAGCCAUUUAUAACACUAAGCACAGAGUGACCGCUCCGUGCUAUGAAUUCGUCAUGUCAAUCCACGACGAUGACUUCAAAUACUUCAGGGGUCAUAAUAGAGAAGGAAUCUGCGUUCUACCAGAAGCCGCUUUUCUAGUGAACGUUUGGCAAACCCUGGCCAUGUACAACGGGAAGAACUACAAGGAUAUGUCUGUUGUAUUCAAAGAUCUUAAGUUCCGGGGCGAAGUAGCCAUCAGGGAUGAAGAUACACUGAAAUUUUCGUUCAUGAUACAUAAAGGAAAUGCUAGAUUCGGGGUGAGUUACGAAAACACUGAAAUAGUCAGUGGUUUUGUAAAAGAAGCUGUGACGGAAGAUUUCGCCGAUCGUAAUCCCCCUCAAAGCGAUGAUACAGAUGAUAUUGCACUGGAUUCAAAAGACGUUUACACUCUAAUGAACUUGAGAGGCUACUCCUAUAGCGACGCAUUUCAGUCAAUCCACUCGACUACAUCGAGCCGUAAGAAAGGAAUUAUCAAGUGGUCAGAAGACUGGAUAUCAUUCCUUGAUGGUCUAAUUCAAUUAAACGCUUUCGCUAAAGACCACGACGGUGUUUCAGUACCGACAAUAAUAAGGAAACUGUCCAUCAAUGUUGAAGAACACAAGAACGCUAAAAUGAUUGCUUUAGAUAAUGUUAAUUGUAUAAAUGCUGAAAUCUAUGAUCAUUACAACUAUACAAAAUGUGGUGGAGUUGAAUUAGUUGGACUAACGUUCAACGAUAAACCAGCAGUUGAAAAAGAACCUGAUGUUAUGCAAUCUAGAGUAUUUGUUCCAUACUUUGUAACUGGAGUAGUUGAUCUCAAGACUGCGCUACAAGUCUCUUUUGGAACCAUAAGUGACAAUGUAAAUGGCGAGGAAGUCAAUGUGAUCGAAUGCUUGAGAUCAGAAGACCACGAAAUCUCAAAGCUCAUCAAGGAAGUGACAAGAACACAUGCAAGCGCUAAUUUCGACGUUGUUUCUGUUGAAUCAUUAGAUUUGAAAGCAGUUAGCGGAGCAGAUGUCCUGAUUACUGUUAAUUUGUUAGGAAACGAAAUGGAAAUGAAGAAAAUACAUGAUAGUCUACGCCAGAAUAGUUUCAUCCUAUCCAUGGAAGAAGACAUUAGUAAUAUCAAUCCGGAUCACUCUCUUUUCACAACUGUAUCAGCCAUGUCCGUUCAGAACCAUAUAUUGGUUUUGCUGCGCAAGACCUCGGAGGAUAUUGAUGUUACGUUUAUGCCUAUCAAUCACGACAUAAACUUCACUUGGGUAUCACGGUUGAGGAACGAAAUCGAAAAAUCAAGAAAGGUCGUUUUGAUUUCAGAGAGACAACCCUAUUGCGGACUUUACGGUUUAGUUAAGAAACUAAGUAAGCAACCGAGAAAUAAUGUAAGCUUAGUACUGGUUGACGACUUCUACCAUGUUCCAUCAUUUAAUGCUGAGCAUCUACUGUUCAAAGAACAACUACGGAAGAACUUGACUUUCAACGUUUUAAAAAAGGGUGUAUGGGGCAGCUUCUACUAUUUGUCCAAUGAUUCAUACUCGAACUUCCAAAACGUUUACUUAACUAAUGCUAUUACCGGUGACUUGAACAGCCUGACUUGGAUUGAGGCAUCAUCUACUCCGGCCAAUAAUAACUUGAUUCAGGUCUGCUACAGUAGCCCGUCGUACAGAGAUGCACAAGAUGCCGCUGGAACCACAUCUAAGUCCAACAGAUCAUUUGGAAUGGAUUACAGUGGUAUUAACAGUCUGGGUGAAAGGGUAAUGGGUGUAGUACAGGGAGGAGCUCUGUCGACUUUGGUGGAAGCUGACCCGGAUCUAACGUGGCCGGUACCUGAACACUGGACCCUCGAAGACGCUGCCACUGUGCCUUUACCAUAUCUACAAGCUUAUUAUUGUUUAGCAAUUAAAUCUGAAUUAUUGAGAAAAAGAAAAGUUUUUAUCAAUGGAGGAGCCGGAGCAUUAGGUCAAGCCGUCAUUUCAAUCUGUCUCGCUUUGGAUUGUGAGGUUUUCACGACAGUCAGCGACACGAAAAAGAAGGAAUUCCUAAUGAAGUUGUUCCCUAGUUUGCCGGAAUCGAAUAUUGCAAGCUCCCAUAAUAUUCAUUUCAAGGAUAGGGUCAUGCAGAACACUAAAAAUAAAGGAUGUGACGUCGUCAUCAAUUACAUGAACGGAAAUCUACGUGAGGCUGUAAUAAAGUGUGUUGGGAAGUACAGUUUGUUCCUUGAUCUAAGCGAACACGAUAUGAUUCGGAACAAUGAUUUCCACAUGAGCUUUUUGUUUACAUCCGGGAGUUAUGCAUCAACACAAUUUUCUUCGAUCUUCAAAACUGAAGGACUAAGCGAGAAAAAGUUGCUGCACAAAUUUAUUAGCGAAGGUAUAGCAAGUGGAGUGGUGAGGCCCCUCAGUCGGAUGGUGUAUUCUCCAGCGAAUGUAUCCAGAGCGUUCCGUCUCCUGGCCUCCAGUAAGCACCGAGGCAAGGUUUUGAUUAAAAUGAGGGACUCCAACACGAAUCACGAUUUGAAGGUUCAUCCAAGAUUGACCUGUACAUCGAGGGGAAGCUAUAUCGUUGUCUGUGAUGAAAGCGCUCUAAGCUUGGAACUGAUUGAUCGCUUAGUGAAACGUGGUGCCAGAAAUCUGUUUAUCCACAUCAAGCCUAAUUCUAUCGCCGGAUAUUGUUUCACUAAAAUCUUCAAGUGGAAAAAACUGAACGUGACAAUCAAGAUCUCAUCAGAAAACUUACAAACAGAGAACGGAUGCACAAACAUGAUCAGAGAAGCGACUAAAACUGGACCGGUUUGUGGUAUCUUCAUAGUACAAAACUACAGUUCUGAUGCCCAAGAAGAUCAGUUCAGAGCGAAUGUUGUCACUGAUAAGUUCAAGAACGUUGCCUGCGUCGUGGCUAACUUGGAUUUGGUGUCCAGGAACAUUUGUAAUGAAUUAAACCAUUUUGUGAUAAUAAAUUAUGGGCCAAAAUCUUACGCUGAUGAGUACGUGGGGAGUGUAAUUGACAAGAUCUGCCAGUCGCGUAACGAAAUUACUUUGCCUGCUUUGGUCUUCCGCAUUGGAACAAUAGCUGAGCUCGAUCGGAAUCUAGAUAAUCUUCAAACGAAAAUUAAAGCACAAACAUUAUCGACCGCUUUGAACGGUCUCGAAAGUAGCUUGAAGAUGAAGAAUAGCAAUACCGUUGCCUACAAUUUGAAAAAGAGGUCUGAUUUGUCAUUCAUUGAGAGAAUCUCAAGAAUUAUUGGUGUGGAAAACAUAAAUGAAAUUAAAGGGACACACACGCUUCAGGAUAUUACGAAUGAUGUAGCUAUACAACAAAUAAUUACAGCUAUCAGAGAAGAAUACAAUAUAUUGUACCCCGAUGAACAAGUUAAAAAAAUGACUAUAGCGAGCAUCAAAGACUUUGAGAGCCGCAUGGUGAAAGCUAACAACAAUUUCAACGGUGGUCUAGGAGCUUUUUACACUUUCAUUGAUGAGGACGAAUGCUACGCUACGGAACCGGUUAUUCCUAUGCGUACUAAGUUCAGUAUUGUUAAGGAGGAAGAAGAAUUAGAUCCUAAAGCCACGUACCUCUUCCUUGUACCUGGAUUCGAAGGGCACAACAGAAUAUUUACUUCCAUCUGUGAGAGGCUGAAGGUUCAGGCAAUGACCUUGCAACUUGGGCCUGAUGUCAUGGAUGAUACCAUUCCGCAAAUGGCCUACAAUAUUAGGAAGUUCAUGAAGAAACGAUUUGAGUUGAAAUCAAAGUUCUACCUUUUGGGCUACUCAUUUGGUGUUAACGUCGCUCUGGAAUUAGCUGCGUUGUUGGAAAAGGAAGGCCAUGUUGGUGUCGUCUACUGUCUCGACAGUAGUCCAGACGCGAUGAGGGCGCAAUUAGAUGCUUAUAUCGGCAACUUAAAGGACUCCGAACUGCAGGACAGAAUAGUCGAACAUAUGUACAAGCUGAUGGCGGGUACUGAUAGCGAAGAACUUAAAGAAGAACUGCGCAAAACCGAAGACUGGCCCGACAAAGUUGAAGCGUGUAUAAAUAGACUUAAAGGUGUGGUCCAUUACUCACACCAGUACAAGAGAUCGAUCCUCCAAGGGGCUUACCGAAGAAUUCUUCUUGCUAGAGAAUAUGAGCCGAACUUCCAGCUGGAAUCCGAGUUGGUUUUGAUGAAAGGAAUCCCGCAUCCUUCUAUGGGCUAUUUGACGAAUGAUUACAAUCUGUUUAAGUACAGCAAGAGACCUGUUCAGGUGUUCAAGUUGGAGUCAGAUCAUGCACUCGCACCUCAAGACUGUAGAGCCUCUAAUAUCAUAAAUAAAUUACUAGAUCCGGCAGUUCUGGAGGAGUUCAACAAGUCAAAUCUAUGUGAGAGCUAUCUUGCAGACCCUACAAACAUCCUCUAA
Molecule: messenger RNA, 7029 nt
Organism: Bombyx mandarina (wild silkworm)
Lineage: Eukaryota; Metazoa; Arthropoda; Insecta; Lepidoptera; Bombycidae
Product: fatty acid synthase
Biological process (GO): fatty acid biosynthetic process
Molecular function (GO): fatty acid synthase activity; 3-oxoacyl-[acyl-carrier-protein] synthase activity; oxidoreductase activity
Source: RefSeq, a predicted model, not a curated record